Hibiscus syriacus is the source of this 1600-nucleotide messenger RNA. RefSeq names its product probable F-box protein At4g22030. The coding region runs from base 89 to 1357 and encodes 422 amino acids. The transcript has a single exon. NCBI's taxonomy places the organism in Eukaryota, Viridiplantae, Streptophyta, Magnoliopsida, Malvales, Malvaceae. The record is from RefSeq and is a predicted model, not a curated record.
UCAUUUCUUUGCUCAAACCACAAAGCUUUUCAAACUUAUUUCCAAUACAAAUUCGCAGACAGAAAUAUUGAAAAAUAAAAGCUUUCACAUGGCUUCUUUACAUGCUUCUACUUUUCUACUCUCUUCUUCUUCUUCAAAGCAAAUCCAUGCCGCUCUAUCUGUGCCAAAGAUUCCAUCGAUUAGGUUUUCAGUUCCAAAAGUACAGAUCAAAGGGUUGUCUUUGGAAUUGAAUACUAGGGAUGGGUUCAUCAACACAAUUCCAUUUGAAAAGAAUGCCAUUAGCUCACCAUUGGUUCAAGGAGGCUCAUCUGUUUCAAUGCCUACCUUUCAACUUUAUGCUAUCUUAGAGUCCAUUGCCGACAGAGUGGAGAUGCACAACAACGUCGGGCAACAACGGGACAACUGGAACACCCUUCUCCUGAAUUCCAUCAACAUGAUCAAUCUCACCGCCGCAACCAUGGCUGGUUUUACGGCGACCGGCGGCCAUGGAGGUUCUGAUUUGGGUUUGAAGUUGGCGUCGACUCUCUUGUUCUCUGCAGCCACGGGAAUGUUGGUGUUGAUGAACAAAAUCCAACCCUCACAACUCGUGGAAGAGCAACGUAAUGCGACGAGAUUGUUUAAGCAGCUUCAGAGGCAAAUAGAAACCCUACUUGCUACUGACUCUCCAAGCAAACAAGACGUGAAAGAUGCUAUGGAGAAAGUAUUGACACUUGAUAAAGCUUAUCCUCUUCCCUUGCUAGGUGUGAUGCUUGAAAAGUUCCCUGAAAAUUUAGAACCUACUGUUUGGUGGCCUAAGAUGCAGUCUCAGAAAACCAACAAAGAAAAAUACUUUAAGGGAAAGGUAGAAAGCAAUGGAUGGACCGAGGAGCUGGAAAUGGAAAUGAGAGAAGUCGUUGAGGUGAGUAAGAGAAAAGACAGUGAAGAUUACGAGAGACUAGGCAACAAAGCAUUGAAGAUGAACAAAGUUUUAGCUGCCUCAGGGCUAAUACUCACUGGAAUUGCCGCUCUAGGAUCUGCCUUCAUGGAUUCGUCCAAUGGUCCUUGGGCAGCAAUCGUGGCAGCUGCUGCAGGAGCUUUAGCUUCAGCAGUUAACACUUUGGAGCACGGUGGCCAAGUUGGAAUGCUGUUUGAGAUGUAUAGGAACAACGCCGGCUUCUUCAAACAUGUGCAAGAAUCAAUUGAAUCAACUCUCAGUGAGAAUGAUUGGGAUAAAAGAGAAAACGGGGAGUUGUUUGAAAUGAAGGUGGCGUUGCAAUUGGGAAGAAGCUUAUCACAGCUGAGAGAUUUAGCCAAAAAAUCCAAUUAUUCUCGUGUAGAAGGAAGCCCCAUUGAUGAAUUCGCAAGCAAGCUGUUUUAGUUUAGGGAUUCAAGAUCACAAAAUGCGCAUAUGUACAAGGAUUAUUCUUUGAUUCUUUGAUCCGUUUCAUUAACCAUUGCUAAUAUUUUUGUACAAUUUUGUGAAGAUGAUACAGUUGAACUAUGAAAAUAUACAUACUUCAUGACCCAUGCAUAGAAAUCAAUGUGCGUCUUUCUUUAAAGUUGAUUAUCUGUUUGUUAUUUGUAUUCUACUUAAUUUUGUUUAAAAAGAGAAGGAAUUGUA